AGACUGUCCGCACAGCCACCCCCUUCCCCAUGGUGAGCCUCUUCCUUGUCUUCACCGCCUUCGUCAUCAGCAACAUUGGCCACAUUCGCCCGCAGAGGACCAUCCUCGCUUUCGUUUCUGGCAUCUUCUUCAUUCUGUCAGGCCUCUCCCUCGUUGUGGGCCUCGUCCUCUAUAUCUCCAGCAUUAAUGAUGAGGUGAUGAAUCGACCUAGCGGCUCUGAGCAGUACUUUCAUUAUCGAUAUGGCUGGUCCUUCGCCUUUGCCGCUUCCUCCUUCCUGCUGAAAGAGGGGGCUGGCGUGAUGUCCGUGUACCUGUUCACCAAACGCUACGCGGAGGAAGAGAUGUACAGGCCCCACCCGGCCUUCUACCGGCCCAGGCUCAGCGACUGCUCCGACUAUUCGGGUCAGUUCCUCCAGCCCGAGGCCUGGCGCCGAGGCCGCAGCCCCUCGGACAUCUCCAGCGACGUCUCCAUCCAGAUGACACAGAACUACCCUCCUGCCAUCAAGUACCCGGACCACAUGCACAUCUCCACCUCGCCCUGCUGA
This is a messenger RNA of Gracilinanus agilis (Agile Gracile Mouse Opossum), 545 nucleotides long. It is a transcript of the gene CACNG7, whose product is annotated as calcium voltage-gated channel auxiliary subunit gamma 7. The annotation marks the transcript as partial. The transcript is spliced from 3 exons. Gene Ontology annotation, molecular function: voltage-gated calcium channel activity; channel regulator activity. Gene Ontology annotation, cellular component: AMPA glutamate receptor complex; postsynaptic density membrane. Gene Ontology annotation, biological process: neurotransmitter receptor transport, postsynaptic endosome to lysosome; regulation of AMPA receptor activity; transmission of nerve impulse. NCBI's taxonomy places the organism in Eukaryota, Metazoa, Chordata, Mammalia, Didelphimorphia, Didelphidae. The record is from RefSeq and is a predicted model, not a curated record.